This is a messenger RNA of Peniophora sp. CBMAI 1063, 573 nucleotides long. The record is from the annotation of a GenBank genome assembly. Lineage: Eukaryota; Fungi; Basidiomycota; Agaricomycetes; Russulales; Peniophoraceae.
AUGUGGCCAAACCAGCUAGCUAGCGCUCUGAGCUCCGCAGGAGAGCAACUGAUCGCGGCUUCGCGCGAUAUUGCUCAGGCCUCGUCUUCGCCAUACAGUGCUCCUUCUGGCAACGGGCCAUCGAACGCGGACUUCAACUCCAUACUAGCUAGGCUUUCUGCGAUCGAAGAGGGUCAAGCGCUAUUGCGGAAAGAUGUACAGGACUUGAAGAGCGCCAGCUCUGCCGCAGGCCCAAGCAGCGCUGCUGGUCUGUCGUCUUCCAGCACUGGGGACCUCGAGAAGCGCAUCGAGGAGCUUCAAGAAGCUUUGAGGAUGAACCAGGAGCAGUUGUACGCGCGCCUUCAUAACGCCCGGGCUACCACCAACAAGUCUUCCGUCAUGGCGCCGGCUACGGGCUCAAAGCCGCCCGCCGGGUUCCCUGCAACUCGAGGAGAGUUCGAACAUCUCACGCGCGAGCGAUACGAGGCUAUCCUCAAAGCGUACAACGUGCCACUUCGCGGUGAUACUGCCGCUAAGAAGGAGGCCGCGCGCAUCGUCUUGGGCAUUCCGUCGGGAGAGCCAACCUCGAAGUGA